Molecule: messenger RNA, 6155 nt
Organism: Betta splendens (Siamese fighting fish)
Lineage: Eukaryota; Metazoa; Chordata; Actinopteri; Anabantiformes; Osphronemidae
Gene: fzd3a
Product: frizzled class receptor 3a
Exons: 9
Coding region: 486-2564 (692 amino acids)
Biological process (GO): non-canonical Wnt signaling pathway; canonical Wnt signaling pathway
Cellular component (GO): plasma membrane
Molecular function (GO): Wnt-protein binding; Wnt receptor activity
Source: RefSeq, a predicted model, not a curated record
GUCUGACGUUGGGAGUAGGUGGAGAGGAGGUAGGAGGACCGUGGAGGAGGUGGGGACGAGGAGGAGGGGGGGCUGCUCACUCAUUGUUACGUUACUAAUCUCGAGGAGCGGAGGAGACCCCGUUGCUGCACGUGAAUCCGGACGCGACAAUCAGGUAUUUUUGCAGACUGAAUAUCACAAUAUUCUGCAAAGCGUCAGCUGAGGCAGUCAUUUGAAGUAGCAGCAUCCUCAAAGCAGCACAGCAUCUCUCAGGUGAUGGAGGUCUUCUGACUCUGCUGCUAGAGUUGCCACGGCGAUGGAUGCGGCCUCCUUCGACAACCGCUAUGUUAGACACACUGCUGACGCGUGACCCGACCAGGACGAGACCAGACCAGACGGACCGCCUGUAGGCGCCCGAGUCCCUUCUCUGAGCCUGAUGCUAGCGGCGCUCAGCCCCUCCGUCGUACACGCCGUGCUCUGAUCCCUCCUUCUUCCCGGAUCCAGUCAUGGAUCUGCUGUGGGCGCUGGCGGUGUCCAUGCUCACGGCGUGCGUCGCCAUCCCAAUGGACGCAGCGGCGGGAAGCCACAGUCUGUUCACCUGUGAGCCCAUCACCCUGCGCAUGUGUCAGGGGCUGCCCUACAACUCAACCUUCAUGCCCAACAUGCUGAACCAUUACGACCAGCAAACCGCUGCUCUCGCCAUGGAGCCGUUCCACCCCAUGGUGAACCUGCGCUGCUCCCCGGAGCUGCGCAUGUUCCUGUGCGCCCUCUACGCCCCGCUGUGCACCGAGUACGGCCGCAUGACGCUGCCCUGCCGCCGCCUCUGCCUCCAGGCCAGGAGCGACUGCUACAAGCUGAUGGAGGUGUUUGGCGUGGGCUGGCCGGAGGAGAUGGACUGUAACAGGUUCCCAGACUGCGACGAGCCCUACCCGCGCGCCGUCGACCUGCUGUCCGGCUCCGACGCCACCGACUCCCCCGUCGCCGUCCAGAGGGACUACGGCUUCUGGUGCCCGCGGGAGCUCAAGAUCGACCCGGAGCUCGGCUACUCCUUCCUGGGGGUGCGCGACUGCUCGCCCCCCUGCCCCAACAUGUACUUCACCCGGGAGGAGCUGGUGUUCGCCCGCUACUUCAUCGGGGUGGUGUCCAUCGUCUGCCUGUCGGCGACCCUCUUCACCUUCCUCACGUUCCUCAUCGACGUGUCGCGCUUCCGCUACCCAGAGCGCCCCAUUAUCUUCUACGCCGUGUGCUACAUGAUGGUGUCCCUGGUCUUCUUCCUGGGCUUCCUGCUGGAGGACAGGGUUUCCUGCAACGCCGCCAGUUUGGGGAGGUUCAGAGCUUCAACUGUGACUCAAGGCUCCCACAAUAAGGCCUGCACGCUGCUCUUCAUGGUGCUGUAUUUCUUCACCAUGGCCGGCAGCGUGUGGUGGGUCAUCCUCACCAUCACCUGGUUCCUGGCUGCCGUCCCUAAGUGGGGCAGCGAGGCCAUAGAGAAGAAGGCGCUCCUCUUCCACGCCUGUGCCUGGGGCGUCCCUGGGGUCCUCACUGUCACCUUGCUGGCCAUGAAUAAGAUCGAGGGCGACAGCGUCAGUGGCGUUUGCUUCGUGGGGCUCUACAACCUGAUGGCGCUGCGUUGGUUCCUGCUGGUCCCACUGGGACUGGAUGUAGUGGUGGGCGUGGCCCUGCUGCUGGCGGGCAUCGCGGCCCUCAACAGGGUGCGCAUGGAGAUCCCGCUGGAGAAGGAGAACCAGGAGAAACUGGUGAAGUUCAUGAUUCGGAUCGGCGUGUUCUCCGUGCUGUACCUGGUGCCUCUGCUGACCGUGCUGGGCUGCUACCUGUACGAGAACAGCUACAGAACCAUCUGGGAGACAACUUGGGUCCAGGAAAAGUGCAGAGACUACCACAUCCCCUGUCCCUACCAGGUGGAGAAAACAAGUCGCCCGGACCUCGUCCUGUUCCUCAUCAAGUACCUGAUGAUGCUGAUCGUAGGAACUCCCUCAGUGUUCUGGGUCGGUAGCAAGAAGACGUGCUUCGAGUGGGCCAGCUUCUUCCACGGCAAGAGACGCAAGGAUGCUAUGGUCAAUGAGAGCAGACAGGUGCUGCAGGAGCCCGACUUCACGCAGCUGCUGCUCAGGGACCCUAACACGCCCAUCGUGAGGAAGUCGCGGGGCACAUCCACGCAGGGAACCUCCACCCACGCCUCCUCCACACACCUGGCCAUGCUGGACGAGCCUCCCAGCGCCAGCACCAGCCGAGCCGGCUCAGUGCGCAGCGCACGCUCCAAGAUGAGCAGUUACCACGGCAGCCUGCACCGCUCCAGAGACGGCAGAUACACGGCCUCCAGUUUCCGGGCUGUAGACGACCAUCUGCCCUACGGCAGCAUGCCCCGCCUCAACGAGCAGGCCCAGUCCAGGCACUGCAGCACCACUCGCCUGGACAGCCUGUCGCGACACGGCUCCACCCAGCGCCUCGAGAGCCCGUCGCGGCACAGCAGCAUCAGGGACCUGAGCGGCGGCACCCAAGCUGUUCUGGGCGUCCGUGGAAACGGGAUUCACCGAGUCCUGGAGGAGGACGGUGCCACAGCCUGAUCGGACUUGUAAAGCUCCUUUCCUGGAUGCAGCAGAUGAUGUGACUGCUCGGGUGGAAAAAUGGAUUUUCCUGCAAGCUUAAAGAAUGUGAGGAUCCACUGGACAUUUGACAGAACCACUGUGGAAUCCACUGUGGCUUGAAUCAGCUCUAAGGUGAAGAAGCACAACAUGACACCGCCAAACAAGGGCUCCUGACAAGUGAAGAGCACUGUGUGGAUUUCUGCCUUAACUUGUUUUCUCAGCUUUACAUAAUCUAAUUACUAGGUGAUCCCAAAAACUGGAGCUCAGAAUGAUUUUAGUUAGCCUUAAAAGUACUGGAUCAUCUUGGUGAAACACUGGAAAAUAACUAGGCCUCACUGUUGGACCUACAGUACCUCACUGACAGACUGCACUGGCUCGCUCUGUACACGUACUGUAAAUGUUGUAUAAAGGACUUGAUGAAGGAUUUAAGACUUUAUGAGGUGGUGAAAACGGCACCAGCCAGAAGAGAAGGUGGAAGCAGGGUUUUGUUAUUUGCUGGCAACUAUAUUUGCCCAGUUUUGCACCUCCUCAGCCUCUGAUGCCCAAAAUAUUCCCCUUGUAAGCUGUGAAGCGGUUUAGUGACUCUUAUAACAGACUGAAAACACACAUGGCGGCACAGUGCUGUAGUGGUUAGCGACUCCAGGUGCCAUAUUGUGUUCAGCGAUUCAUGUGUUGAGAAAACGUGCCAGAGCCUGGAGCAACCGAGCCAAGUUCAAACUCCUGCCUUAUAAUUGAUGUUGAAUCAGAACACAGUGUGAUAAAUGUUAUAAACCUGUGCUGGUUUGAUGAGCUGAACACAUUUACACUCAAAUUUCAUGGCAGAUUCAAGUUGUGAAUAGUUAGUGUGACGAUGUGGCCUGUGUAGCUACUGUAGUGAUUAACAUUUGUGCAUAGAUGUCCUCAUUUGUAAUAAAUCUUAAACAAAACAAAUAAUGUUUUUCAUCAGAAGAAAUGACCACACAGAAACACUCUGGUGUUUAAUUGUAACAGCCCUCCGCUUUAUUGAAAUACACCGGAGUCAGGUUAAUAUGAUUUCUCCACGAGUGUGGCAGCCAGUUCCAUACAUUAUUUUUGUUUUGACCUUACACCUUAAAUAUUUUUUGUGCAAAAAAGAAUCUACAACACCUGUAGUGGGUUAUCCUCAGUAAAACGCCCAAACCUUUCAAAAAAAGGAGCAAGUCCAAGAAACAACAAACCAAAAAUCAAAAAUGAUUACAUCUAUAACAUGCAAAACUGUACAAAUUAUUACAAAGCAAUCCUAGAAAAAAAGUGUAAUAUGAUAUGAAAGAGCAAAAUAAUAUAGAAGGUAUUGAAGAUAAGACCUCACUGAAAUGCAAAGGCAUUUUAUUCAUAAUUUUUUUAGUUUUUCUUUCUUUAAAUGUUUCCACUGUGGCACCUCACUAUUCAAACCUCUUCACACCAUUCACCCCUCAAACAUUUGAUCAGUUUCUAUCAUUUCACCACAGCCAGGGUUCCCUCCCUCCCUCCUCCAUCCAAACAAACAAACAAGACAUUCUCAUCUAAAUGAAAUAAUUCAUUGGUUCUGACAUUUCCUGAGUUUCUUCGGCCCUUUCCUCAAACUGGGAUAUCUGGGAUCACUUUUUCUGUACAAUAUUGGCCAAUAAUAAAACGGUUUAACACCCAGCUAAUACAUUCUACAGUAACUCCAGUAGGAACUGAGGAAACGCAAAAAAAUAAAAUAAAGGGAAACAAACUGCUGAGGUGGCUAUUUGGAAUAAAACCAGCUUAGGCCCACUGUGGCGCUUCAAACAUCAUCUAUUUAUAUAAAAUGGAAUUUAAAAAAACAACAACAUGUGGAAUGGAUGUUCAGAGCUGCAACAGGAAUGGACCCCAAAAUACUAGGAAGGUUUUGUUUCCCUUUCCAGUGGAAUCAUGGAGAACCCAGGAUACUGUACUUUCAGUUUCUCUGCUAAAACACUGCGCUGUCACCAGUAAGAGUUAUAACAGUUCAGGACGUGCAUUCGUCUCAGAUAGCAGCACAUCAUACUGUUACAGUCAGCCCUGAUCACAUUAUUCCGCUUUAGUUUUCUGGAGGAUUCCUGGUGUAAUGAAAAGGCUUUUGGCGCCAUCUGCAAACGGCUAACGGGUUUGUGACUGUGAACCGUCCUGCUCUGCAGCCAAGAGCCGCCUUUUUUUCAAUCCUACCAGAGAAGUAACUGACCAGAGAGUCUUAAUUUCACACUCAACGGCAGCGCUGAGGUUCUUUCGUCUGCGACCAAUGAGCUGGCUUUCUCACAACCUCCUAGUGUUUUUUUAAAUAAAGAUAUUUUAAAAGAAGCUUCCAAAACAUUACUCAGAAUAAGCGAAGGCCGUGAGAAAGACACUAUGUGACAACGUCUCCCCUCUUUUUUUUUUUUUUUUUUUUUUUUUUUUGGUUAAACAGAGCUGAUCCAGGUACCACAGCCAACUUGGAAACCAGUAACGAUGAAUAAAUGAUCAGAGCCUUUUGACCUCAGAGGAGGAGCAGGACAAGGCAUUUGCUGCAUCAAAAAAAAAAAAAAAACACCACCUCGGUCCGUGUGUAGAUACGUGUGGGACCGGUGGCUUGUGAUGAAUGCACGUUCACUACAAUACAGCCAGUAGUGUUGAUGCAUGCAAGGGUUUUCUUUGCAUCAACACAGAAUGUGGAAAAAAAACACACACACAAAAUGUGUCAUACAUACAAUAAAAUACUAAGUAAAAUCAACGGGUUAAAAAAAAAAAGUGAUUUAAAAUGGCUUUUUGUGUGAAAACAACCCAAAUUCACACUCAAAACAAAUAAGCAAGCUUCUUUUCGUUCCCAUGUAGCUUCUAUAGUAUUUUCCUUAUCAUAUAUUACUCUCUACGUUGAACCUAUGUACAUUAUUGUGAUGGAAGUCGGUCGGUUUGGUCGCACAGCAAAGUGGGAACGACAACGCUACAAUGGAGGACACGUCCAGGAAGCAACUGCUGGAUGAUGUCACUUGCGCUGGACCAAUGAGGAAGAGAAGAAGGAGCUGCGGCGAUGCCCUACGAGGUGUUAUCAUUAUUAAUGCUGUCUUUAGCUUUUUGCUGAUGGUCAAAGUAAAAAAAAUAUUAUAAAGUCACUGCACUUAGUAUCAGGGGCAAAAAUAAUAAAAAGAUAAUAUGCUGACCUCUUUUUUUGUACACGUGUGCACCUACAGAGAACGCAACCAAGGGAAGCGGAGGGGGCGGGGUUUAAACUCCACCCAUGAAGAAGCAAACUUCCCUUUCGUGGUCUAAGACUGAUAAAUAAAUUAAAAUGUUGUCCCCUAAAUCCCAAAGGGUCUUAUGUACACGUAGAAAGUGUUUUCUCUCGAUAAUAAUCCUCUUCUCAGUUCGUUGCAUGGUGAGCUUUUCAGUCGGAACGGAUCUCUACAGGGGCCGCGGACAGAGGAGAGACGGGACGAUUUCAUUCCUAUAUCAUAUGCCCUUUGUGGAAAAUCACAUGCACACACGCUAGGGAGCGAACGCGCACACACACACACACACACACACACACACACACACACACACACACACACACACACACACACACACACACACACACACACACACACACACACACAC